UUGGUUAUAAACUCCUCCCCAUCUGGUGCUGCAACAAUGAGUGGGAAAUCCUUGCUCUUAAAGGUUAUUCUCUUGGGUGAUGGUGGAGUUGGGAAAAGCUCACUUAUGAACCGUUAUGUAACCAAUAAAUUUGACUCCCAGGCUUUUCACACCAUAGGGGUAGAGUUCUUAAAUCGAGAUCUGGAGGUAGAUGGACGUUUUGUAACUCUCCAGAUCUGGGACACUGCAGGGCAGGAGCGUUUCAAGAGCCUUAGGACACCCUUCUACAGGGGAGCAGACUGCUGCCUCUUGACCUUCAGCGUGGAUGACCGGCAGAGCUUUGAGAACCUUGGUAACUGGCAGAAAGAAUUCAUCUACUAUGCUGAUGUGAAAGACCCUGAGCACUUCCCCUUUGUAGUUCUUGGUAACAAGGUAGACAAAGAGGAUAGGCAAGUGACUACUGAGGAGGCACAAACCUGGUGCAUGGAGAAUGGGGAUUACCCUUAUCUAGAAACAAGUGCCAAAGAUGAUACUAAUGUGACAGUGGCCUUUGAAGAAGCUGUCAGGCAGGUGUUGGCUGUAGAGGAACAGCUGGAACAUUGCAUGUUAGGUCACACUAUUGACUUGAACAGUGGCUCCAAAGCAGGAUCUUCAUGCUGUUAAAAGUAGGAAGCCUUUUAAAAGUGUGCCCCAAAUUGUUCAGUCAAUAGUGUCAGAAUAACUAUGCCCCUCUAAGAGUGCACACACACGUAAAAGGGUAAGAUAGAAGGUUGUGGUUGUAUGUCAGAGCCUUUCAAAUUGAGGUUGUAGAGUGAUUUAAAAAAAAAAAAAAAGCUUUGUCAAGCCAAGUGUAUUUUUUGUGAUUUCUUCUGUUUCCUUCUUGUGUGUAUGAGGGCAUUUCAGAAAGCUUUGGUCCUGAGAGAUUUAAGUAUUUUUCAAAUUGCAAUUUAAACUUAGAACCCAAUAGCAUGAAGGAGUUAAAGAGCUACAGCUGUCCCUUAAAGUAUUCCAUUAGUCAACUAACAAAUGUCACCAUGAACUCUUGGCAAGCAGUUUCUGACAUUUCUGCCACAGGAAAAAAAAAUAAGACUCUUGAGCUGUGUCACAAUGAAAAAAUAAUAAUGCAAACAAGGAUGUCCUAAGCUUAAAUUAUAAAAAGGUUGUAAUAAUUUGUAUUGUAAGAGUAUAAUGAUGUACACUGCCUUGUUUAAGUCCUUAUAUGUGAUUUGUUACCAUGUGGGCUUUUCAAAAAGUAUAUCAAUAAGAGAUACACUGAUGGCACUGGAACUUGAUUAUACUCUUUGUGUUUGAAGUAACAUGGUACUAGUGAAUGGAUUAUGCUUAAAUAUGCCCACCACUCUUGCAAAUAAAUGGUUGGUCUGCUUUUACUUCAUAAGUCUCCUUUUGCUGCAUAGGGAUGUUGCUUCUCUGACAACCUCUUAUCAAUUUAGCAAUGCUGCUUAGUAUAUGACUUUGGAUGCAGUACUGUCUGCUGAUAAUUUUGAUGGUCCUUUGGUCCACCAUGCUCUGUUCUCAGAGAAACCUUCAGAAAAGAGUGGGGAGUGGAUGGGUAAUGAGCUUUUCUCACAAGGUUCCUUAACUCAAAUACUGAUUGUAGAAGGAACUAAUACCUUGUAUGUUUCACUGUAUGUUCAGCUUGACAAACUAGGAUGUUGAAAGUAACAAGAGAGCCGACUUUAACCAGUGAUGGAAUGAAUUUCUCACAGAGUUGUCCCACAGUGGAAUGGACUGCCUUAAUAGUGAACUCCCUUCCAAUGAAAAUAUUCAAG
Panthera uncia (snow leopard) is the source of this 1769-nucleotide messenger RNA. It is a transcript of the gene RAB9B, whose product is annotated as RAB9B, member RAS oncogene family. NCBI's taxonomy places the organism in Eukaryota, Metazoa, Chordata, Mammalia, Carnivora, Felidae. Gene Ontology annotation, biological process: Rab protein signal transduction; retrograde transport, endosome to Golgi. The transcript has a single exon. Gene Ontology annotation, cellular component: phagocytic vesicle; lysosome; late endosome. The record is from RefSeq and is a predicted model, not a curated record. Bases 37 to 642 code for a protein of 201 amino acids. Gene Ontology annotation, molecular function: GTPase activity; GTP binding.